AUGCUCCGACACGGCCGCGCGGGUGUGCCCAUGGAAGUCAUGGGCCUGAUGCUGGGUGAGUUUGUGGAUGAUUACACAGUGCGAGUGGUAGACGUCUUCGCCAUGCCACAGUCCGGUACCGGCGUGUCGGUCGAGGCGGUGGAUCCCGUGUUCCAGACCAAGAUGAUGGAUAUGCUACGGCAGACAGGACGCCCCGAAACAGUAGUAGGCUGGUACCACUCACACCCCGGCUUCGGCUGCUGGCUCUCCAGCGUCGACAUCAACACCCAACAAUCCUUCGAACAACUCACACCUCGCGCUGUCGCCGUCGUAAUAGAUCCCAUCCAAUCCGUAAAAGGCAAAGUCGUCAUCGACGCCUUCCGACUCAUCAACCCUCAAACCCUAAUGCUCGGGCAAGAACCACGACAAACGACCAGCAACCUCGGCCACCUCAACAAACCCAGCAUCCAGGCCCUCAUCCACGGCCUCAAUCGCCACUACUACAGCAUCGGCAUAGGCUACCGCAAGACCGCUCUCGAGGAAGGGAUGCUGAUGAACCUCCACAAGACCGUCUGGACCGAAGCCCUCACCAUGCCCGACUUCGCAGCCGAAGGCGCCCGAAACCAAGCCAAUCUCAGCAAACUCGUGAGCCUAGCCGAAGGAUACGAGAAGCGGGUGAAGGAAGAGACGGAGCUCACAAAGGAGCAAUUGCGGACACGAUACGUGGGCAAGGUGGAUCCGAAGAAGCAUAUCGAGACUGUAGGCCAGGAAUUGAUUGAAGACAAUAUCGUGGCUGUGACGAGGCAGAUGAUCGACAAGGAGGCCGGUGUGCCGUCAGCGGUAGGAGGGGAAAUAGGUAGCAAGCGUGGUGGUCCCGUGAACGGGCAUCGGUCGCGGGGAGAGGAGAUGCAGGUCGAUGAGGAGGAGGAACUGUAG
Recurvomyces mirabilis is the source of this 915-nucleotide messenger RNA. It is a transcript of the gene RPN11, whose product is annotated as multicatalytic endopeptidase. Gene Ontology annotation, molecular function: proteasome binding; metallopeptidase activity; protein binding. Gene Ontology annotation, biological process: protein deubiquitination; proteasome-mediated ubiquitin-dependent protein catabolic process. Gene Ontology annotation, cellular component: proteasome regulatory particle, lid subcomplex. Bases 1 to 915 code for a protein of 304 amino acids. The transcript has 2 exons. The record is from RefSeq and is a predicted model, not a curated record. Lineage: Eukaryota; Fungi; Ascomycota; Dothideomycetes; Mycosphaerellales; Teratosphaeriaceae.